Molecule: messenger RNA, 2343 nt
Organism: Mercenaria mercenaria
Lineage: Eukaryota; Metazoa; Mollusca; Bivalvia; Venerida; Veneridae
Product: nodal modulator 2-like
Exons: 18
Coding region: 43-2343 (766 amino acids)
Cellular component (GO): endoplasmic reticulum membrane
Molecular function (GO): carbohydrate binding
Source: RefSeq, a predicted model, not a curated record
CCACUUUCCGACAGCUACCGGCUUGGAUUUUUUUCCAUCAAAAUGAAUAUAUUUCUACUUUUUACGCUUAUUUUACUGUUAAAUACAGCUACUGUGCAAGCUGAUGGUGUUCUAGGUUGUGGAGGAUUUGUCAAGUCAGACGUUGACAUAAACUUUUCCCUAGUAGAGGUGAAAUUGUAUACUCCACAUUGGAGCAUCAAAUACCAGACAGACUGUGCUCCCAACACUGGCUACUACCUGAUACCUCUAUAUGACAAGGGGGAUUUUAUCCUCAAAGUUGAACCACCACAGGGAUGGACAUUUGAGCCUGAGAGUGUGGAGCUGCAUGUUGAUGGGGAAAAGGACAAAUGUAGCCUGGGAGAAGAUAUCAACUUUGUCUUUACAGGAUUUUCUCUGGUUGGCAAGGUGAUCAGUAAAGGACAGGUAUCAGGUCCUGCUGGAGUGACAGUCAGUCUGUACAAGUCUGGAUCGAAAGAUGUUCUACAGUCAGUGACUACAGCUGAGGAUGGCAGCUACCAGUUCAAGAAGAUAAUGCCAGGAAAAUACGACAUCAAAGCAACACAGGAUCAGUUUAGGUUUGAAAAGUCGGAGAUAAGUAUUGAUGUGACAUCAGAUAAUGCUGAUGCUGGCAGUAGUUUGGUUAUAGCCGGCUAUGGUGUAUCGGGCAAAGUGUUCAGUGAGGGAGAACCAGUUAUGGGUGUGAACUUUCUGCUGUAUUCUUCAAUAGUCAACCAAAAAGAUGUAUUGGACUGUGAUAAAUCAGCUGUAGCAGGUAUAGGGAAGACAGAGAAGUUAGACCCCCUAUGUCAUGUCAAGUCAGACAGCACUGGAAAGUUUACUUUCCCGUGCCUGGCAACAGGAGAUUACUUUCUGGUACCCUUUUACAAAGGAGAGCAUAUAACAUUUGAUGUAAAACCAGAGAAACUACCAUUUCAAGUUUCCCAUGGACCACUGAAUCUGGAGACAACAUUCCAAGUAGCUGGUUUCUCAGUCAGUGGACGUGUCCUUGAUUCAGUCAAGGGUUCAGGGAUCAGUAAAGCUGAAGUUCUACUCAAUGGUAAACCAGUGACUUCUACCGGACCAGAUGGAGUAUAUCAUCUAGAGAAUAUGAAAACAAACAUGUAUAAACUGCACGUGAAAGUUGACAAUAUCUUCUUUGAUGAACAGGAGAUAAGAAUCACUCCAAACACUCCCCAGUUACCUGAUAUCGUCCCAACAAGCUUCAAUAUCUGUGGCCGAGUGACUAUUGACAAGUUUCCAGACAGUCUGUCUCAGCAGAUCACAAAAAGGAAGUUGAUUAUUUUCCCAGAAGGCAAAGGGUCAGCUGCUGUAUCCAAGGAGACGAAUGAGGAAGGGAAAUUCUGUACCGCUGUUAAACCAGGAAAAUACAUUGUUAGAGUUCACCUAUCAGAUGCAGAAACUAAGGCAGGUUUAACAAUAGCGCCUGUAGAACAGUUGGUCACAGUGGCAAGCAAACCCGUCCUGGAUGUAACAUUCUCUCAGUUCCGAGCUAAGGUUACAGGUACCAUCACGUGUAUGGAAAAGUGUGGGCCGAUGGAAGUUUCCCUAGAUGCUGUAGGAAGAAUGGAUAAACAAAUAACCCAGACACAGACUUCUCAGAAUACAGCAUCAUUCACCUUUGAUAAUGUUUUACCUGGAAAAUACAAAGCUACUAUCAUGAGAGACAGUUUAUGUUGGAAAGCAAAGACGAUAGACUUUGAAGUGGGAAGUUCUAAUGUUGACAAUCUACAGUUCUUGCAGACAGGAUAUAUUCUGAAAUGUACCAUAUCUCACCCCAUAACCCUGAAUUUUGCACAAGAGAAGAAGGAAGGCAGUGUUGGAUCAUUUGAGCUGAACAAGGGCAAGAACCGGUUCUGUCUAGCGCAGCCUGGUAUAUAUCAACUGACGCCAGACUCCUGUCACAAGUUUGAGAAAGAUGUUUACACUUAUGACACGGGGUCAAGUUGCUUUAUGUUAGGAAUAUGUCCAGGUGUCUUGCAGGAAGUCAGUGAAUUGUGUACUCAUAUUCCUGUUCCUGUAAUAAUUCCAUUGACACCUGGAUUUAAGGAGAGUCUUAACAGUCCAUUGACACCGUUCAAUCCAGCCAAAAAGCCCGAUUCAGGAAUUCUAAAGUCUCCUGCUUCAGCAACGACGGGUCAUGGCUCAAGUAUGAUAGCAGCUAAAUAUAGUAACAGUACAUCAGAAACUCCAGUUAUAAGACAGGCCACUGCUAAGGUUGUUGCUAAGAAGAAAAGCAUGGCUACUCCAGUGGUUUCUAUUGGUUUCCAGAGGAAGAAAGCCACACCCAUUACAAGAAAGCGAGCUGCAGACUUUUUCUUGUGA